AUUCCAGGAUUCAUCAGCCUAAACACCUCCUCCUCCUCUCCACUCCGGCACUUGGCCUCUCCCGCACUAGCUAGCCCAAGAGCAGAGCAAGGACUCUCCAGCUCUCCACCGCUUCCUCCCCUCCCUGUGAGCGACAGAGCUACCGCCGGACGGCCAUGAAGAUGAAGUACGUGGUGGUGAGCGGAGGAGUGGUGAGCGGGCUCGGCAAGGGCGUGACGGCGAGCAGCAUCGGCGCCGUGCUCAAGGGCUGCGGCCUCCGCGUCACCACCAUCAAGAUCGAUCCAUACCUCAACACCGACGCUGGUACCAUGUCUCCCUUCGAGCAUGGCGAGGUCUUUGUUUUGGACGAUGGUGGAGAGGCGGACUUGGACCUUGGAAACUAUGAACGUUUUCUGGAUAUCAAACUCACCCGUGACCACAAUAUAACAACAGGAAAGGUCUAUCAGGCUGUCAUUGACAAAGAAAGGAGAGGAGACUACUUGGGGAAAACCGUCCAGGUUGUGCCACAUAUUACAGAUGAAAUACAGGAUUGGAUUGAACGUGUGGCCAUAAAGUCGGUCGAUGGCAAAGAAGGGCCUCCUGAUGUUUGUGUAAUAGAACUCGGUGGCACUAUAGGGGAUAUUGAAUCAAUGCCUUUUAUUGAAGCAUUAGGUCAAUUUUCAUACCGUGUAGGAAAUGGGAAUUUCUGUCUGGUCCAUGUUAGUCUUGUUCCAGUCCUAAAUGUAGUUGGUGAGCAGAAAACCAAGCCUACACAACACAGUGUUCGUAGUCUAAGGGGACUUGGGUUGGCACCUGACAUUUUAGCAUGUCGCAGUACUGAGCCGCUCGAAGAACAUGUGGCCGUCAAGCUCUCACAAUUCUGCCACGUUCCAAUAUCAAAUAUUGUGAAUCUCCAUGACGUUUCAAACAUUUGGCACAUCCCUUUGUUGCUAAGGGACCAAAAGGCACAUGAAGCUAUUCUAAAAGUUUUAGAUCUUCAGCGUAUUGGCAAAGUACCUCGAGAACCUAAGUUGGCUGAAUGGACUGAAAGAGCCAACAAGUUAGACAAACUGAAGACUCCGGUUAAGAUUGCCAUGGUUGGAAAAUAUACCAGCCUGUCGGAUUCUUAUCUAUCUGUUCAGAAGGCUCUUCUGCAUGCAUCAGUUGCUAUGGGAAGGAAGCUUGUAGUGGAGUGGGUUUGUUCCUGUGACCUUGAAGAUUCUGCAGCUAAGGAGACUCCUGAAGCCCAUCAGAAAGCAUGGAAACUACUGAAGGGCGCGGGCGGUGUACUCGUUCCUGGAGGCUUUGGAGACAGGGGAGUUCAAGGCAAAAUCCUCGCUGCAAAAUAUGCACGGGAAAAUAAUGUUCCUUAUCUUGGCAUUUGCUUGGGUAUGCAAGUUGCAGUGAUCGAGUUUGCCCGAUCUGUCAUGAAAUUAAGCGGCGCAAAUAGCACAGAGUUUGACCCAGCUACGCCAUCGCCUUGUGUCAUUUUCAUGCCAGAGGGCUCCAAAACUCAAAUGGGAGCUACGAUGCGGCUUGGAUCAAGGAGAACAUAUUUCCUAGGCAAUAACUGUAAAUCUUCAAAGCUGUAUGGCAACGCUAGCUCAGUCGACGAGAGACAUCGGCACAGAUAUGAGGUUAACCCUGAAAUGGUCCCGGAGCUUGAGAAAGCCGGGCUUUCGUUUGUGGGCAAGGACGAAAGUGGAAGGAGGAUGGAGAUUAUUGAGAUACCAAAUCAUGAGUUCUUCAUCGGUGCACAAUUCCAUCCUGAAUUCAAGUCAAGACCGGGAAAGCCCUCUCCACUUUUUUUAGGGUUAAUAGCAGCGGCGUCGGGACAGCUAGACCGGCUGCUCCAGCGCAGCUGUGGCAUCGCCAGUCUAAACUCGACACCCAGAUGUACCACGAACGGCACUGUAGUCCCCCCGGUCAAGAAACCAUAUACGGCUGUGAAGCCACUGAAGAUCCUGGUGAACGGGUACUACGCGAACAGCAACGGCAUCCAAAUCUAACCGAGAAGCCGCCACCCGCAGCAUCUCAAAAUGUAUUCGUUUCUACCGCUUUGUUUGUACCCUCUCUCUCUCUCUCUCUUUUCCUGGGUUUGCCCUUUAGUUUGUUGGAUUUGACACUGCUCGAACGAGGAGGCAAAGGGGGUGUUUGGCAUGGCUCCGUUCCAGGAUUUUUCAGCUCCAGGACAAGCUCCUCUCUCACUUGGAGCAACUCCAUUGAGGAUCUGGAGCUAUGAGAGGAAGUGUUUGGCUACAAGGUUAGCUUUUGAAGCUCCAGCGACACGUGGUUCCGAUAUUUUUACGAGGAACGUCCUCCGGUCAUGUUGAAGUGAAGGUAGCUCUAGUAGGGUCUAUUGUGUUGUAUCCCUUUUAUUCCGCUAAGACUGUUCUGUAUCUUCCAUGGACUGAAUGAAUGGGAACCAGAUUUACCUA
Messenger RNA from Lolium perenne, 2417 nucleotides. RefSeq lists its product as uncharacterized. Lineage: Eukaryota; Viridiplantae; Streptophyta; Magnoliopsida; Poales; Poaceae. Gene Ontology annotation, molecular function: CTP synthase activity; identical protein binding. The record is from RefSeq and is a predicted model, not a curated record. Gene Ontology annotation, biological process: CTP biosynthetic process; pyrimidine nucleobase biosynthetic process.